CUUCUGCUAACCUUUCUCCUUCCUCUUCUCCCUCUCUUUGCCUUCAUUAUCCUCCCCGGGACAUCCUCCUGUGGCAGAGCCACCGCCUCCUCGUCCGUGGCUUCCCCCGCGCUGGAUCGUGGGGCGGUGCUGGGGCCCAGCUCCCAGGUGGUCCCCCCCACUCGGUCCCCGCCCGGGCAGACCCCGCCCCCGGCCGCGGGCUAUUUUGGGCGCGUUGGCUGCCGCUGCGGGAUCGCUGACAGUCGCGGAUCCUGUGACACCUCCCGGCAGCCCCGCACUUGUUGCUCCCAGGACCUGUUGUCAUCCCUUAGCCUGCCUUUCCCCUUAGCCCCCUGCCCCCUCCUGGAUUCAGCCCUUCUCAUGUGAUCACCUGGGACACAGAUCUCUAAACACCGACUGCCUCAGCUAGGGAAAUAGAUGGUUUAAAAAAAAAAAAAAUUAAACACCGCCCUGAAGAGAGGCCCCGCUGGGCAGGAGCAGGAGCGCGGAGCUUUGGCCUCGGAGCUGCAGAGGUGGCGCCUCUCCGGCUCGGGACGGUGGCCCCGGGCGCCGACGGCAUGACAGACUCGGCGACAGCUAACGGGGACGACAGGCACCCCGAGAUAGAGCUCUUUGUGAAGGCUGGAAUCGAUGGGGAAAGCAUUGGCAACUGUCCUUUCUCUCAACGUCUCUUUAUGAUCCUCUGGCUGAAAGGAGUUGUGUUCAAUGUCACCACGGUGGAUCUGAAAAGAAAGCCAGCUGACCUGCACAACCUGGCCCCUGGAACCCAUCCGCCCUUCCUGACCUUCAAUGGGGACGUGAAGACAGAUGUCAAUAAGAUCGAGGAGUUCCUGGAGGAGACCUUGACCCCUGAAAAGUACCCCAAACUGGCUGCGAAACACCGGGAGUCCAAUACAGCAGGCAUUGACAUCUUCUCCAAGUUCUCUGCCUACAUCAAAAACACCAAGCAGCAAAAUAAUGCUGCCCUUGAGAGAGGCCUGACCAAGGCACUGAAGAAACUGGAUGACUACCUGAACACCCCUCUGCCAGAGGAGAUUGACACCAACACCCGUGGAGACGAUGACAAGGGGUCCCAGCGUAAGUUCCUGGAUGGGGAUGAGCUGACCCUGGCUGACUGCAAUCUCUUGCCCAAGCUCCAUGUGGUCAAGAUUGUGGCCAAGAAAUACCGCAACUACGAUCUCCCAGCCGAGAUGACAGGCCUGUGGCGGUACCUCAAGAACGCCUACGCACGGGAUGAGUUCACCAACACCUGUGCGGCCGACAGCGAGAUCGAGCUGGCUUACGCCGACGUCGCCAAGCGCCUCAGCAGGUCCUGAGCACUGCAAUGCCUGUCCCUGGUGCACAAGGCCCCCCUCUCCCCAAGGACUCCACUCUACAGACUCCUCUUCCUCAAUGCCUCGGGAAACUUUUUUUUUUGUAAUCAGGUCACAUCUUGUUGGCAUCACCGGAACUCCCUCCUGAGAUCAUCUUUUAAGGUCAGCGCCAUCCCCUGCCUAAUUACGCAGGAAUCUGGCAAGCAUAGAGGACAGAAGCAGAUCACCUCUCUGCCUGCUGGCCUGAUCUGGGACGGGUAUAUUGGGGUCAGUUUGAAGAACCCACCUGCCUGAUGGUGACUGGUCCCUUCUGCCAAUAUCAAAAUAUCACUCAGAUGCUUUAGAAACACACACCACCAGCUCCUUAUCUUCCCUCCUCUUUGUCAGUAACUGCAAGGCCGAGGACAAAUGCCAUUUGAGUUGUUAUUUGAGAUCCAUGCCUUGGUAGGGAAACACAGGGACUGGGGGAGAAGGGAGCUGGCCAGGGAUUUGGACAUCUGGCAAACACACCUCCAGUAGCUCACUGCUUCGGACACCGCUGUCCUUGGGCACUGAAGGCCAGAUUGCAAAGUCACUUCAGACACAUUCUCAAUUCACUGCAGUGCCAAGGAUACUGCAGUGCUGUUGUGUGCCUGGCUGAUGCUGACCCCAGGUUUUUGUGCUGUUUGGCUCUCCAGGAAGGAACGUGGCGUGCAGUUCUGAACCAGGGUGAGUGGGAUGGGGAGGGGAGGAGGACUAGUGUUGAUGCCAAAGGGCCCACAGGGUCUACCAGCCACGGGGUUUGCUAGCUUAGGAGUGAGUGUUUCAUGGGCAAUUUCAUGCCUAGGUUUGACUGUGCUUAUCAGUGAGUGGCUUGUGGUCCGUGAGAAAGCAGACAGGAGGAGGGAGGGGGAUGGGUGAAGGUAAAGGAGCUCAUUCUGAGGCUUGAUGUUCCCUGGUAAACAUGGUCUUUUCUCCCAUGAUCUAAGUCUUGGACUCAUGAUAUCAUGUAACUCCCAACCUUAUGGCAAAAACCCACAAAUUGGCCAAAAAUAUUUUCCCAGUUUCUCCAAGUUGCACCUGGAUGCAGGUGUGUUGAGUGGGUGCCGUCAGGCAGCUGCUCCUGGCCAAUUUGGCUGCAGCCUCUGUUGGAUGAGAACUGUGCUCAGGAAGCAGCACAAUGGUGGAACACCUUAGGGAGACCUUCCAUGGGCCUUUCUGACUGGGAAAGCCAUGUGGUUUGAACUUGAAGAAAAAAAUGUACCCAUCUGGGCUAACUUUACUACCAUCCAUCAGACUCGGCUGCCAGAUGAAAUGAAGGCAAUCAUGUUCUAGCUACUAUUUCCCUCCUUAGUCAUUGUUUCCUCAAGUUUCGCCGCCUUAAGUGCUUACCCUGCCUGAGCCUGGGGACCUGUGCGGAGGAAAACUAAGAAAAAUGAACCAAUCAUCAACUCCCUGGUCCAAUGACUGCGCCAUGAGGAAAUCCAUCAGCCUCUGGCCCUGGCCUUCCACAAUCCUUCCUUCCUCGUCGCUUUUUGUGGAGGGCGAGGCUCCCAAGUGCCGGAAAGCCCCUGGACUUGGCUCAUUUCUCAGCGAGGACAGGAAAGCACGAUCCUGUCCUUGGAAACAUCAACAAAUCCUAACCCAAGCAAUCACUGGACCCACCUGCCUCCAGGGAGCUCCAAAGAAAAAGACUGACCCAUUGAUGAAACCAGGGGAGGAAGCAAGAGGGCUUUCCCGACUAGCCAACUGAGAAGACCAGGUUUCUCAGGAGGACAAUUUACAAGCCUCAGAGAGCUUUGAAAAGGCAGAAUGAGUUGAUUCAUUUCCACCCUAAAGGAAGCUUUCCACAGUCUCUCUGGAAACUGCCCCUGGAGAUGUUUAAAAUGGAGAACGGGUGAGGAAACAGCCCCUUUUCUGUGAGUAGAGGCCCCAGACUGGCCUUCUGGGGGCCUGAGAGCUGGAAGGAUCCAGGUCUCAUGGUUAGUGUGAAAUCUCGCUGUUCUUGGGAAACUUCUUGAUUUUACAGCACUGUGAGAAGAAGGAGGCGGUUCACUGUCCUGUGCCCAGGUGGCUCCACUGCAAAGUCACCGCAAAGUCACACAGAGGCACCCAGGGGGAGCAGCUGCUCAGCCCAAGGGAGACCACAGAAUGCUAAGGAGGCUGAUGUGAUAUCAGAAUCCAGCAAUUGUCAAGUUUUCAAAAACAAACAGGCCAAACCAAGUCAAUAUUGUUCUUUCUAGAUGUUCUUUCUGUGCUUGAGUUAAUUUUACAUAAAUAGCAAUAUUUAGGCCCUGUGGGGGUACUAUGUGAUAAAUUAUAACCAUUUUAAAGAGGGGCAGGAGUUAGAGAAGGCAGGCUGUUUUGGGUACUUAAUUCAAAAAUACCUUUUUAUUUCAGCAGUAGAUCAUCAUAUAACACAACUGACUAUUGGCUUAGAGUUAUGUAUAUAAAAAUAACAAUAAUAUUAAUAGUACUACCUUCUAAUUCCUUUUUUUCCAAAAGAUAUUUUUCUUCAGUUCCUCCAGACUCUCUGGGCUUUAGCCUUAACCUUGUCACAUGCACAGUGCACCGUCUCUCAGCUACAGUGUGGUGAGGUCAGGAACCACCUUGAGGAGAACUGAAAGCUCACGUCUGGACUCUGAACUCCAGAGAUUUUGGAAAGGAGAUGGUCCUUAUAAUUGGCCCUGAAUGAAUAUCAGGACCUUGGAAUACAUUUCAUUGACACAGAAAUGGGAUUUAUUUGUGUUGAGAUCCUGUUUUAUUUUGUAUUCAUUUGUCUCUUUUGACUUUGACAUCCCAAUUUUUUUGUGGGGUAGAUUAAUAAGAGGCAGAAGCAGAAAACUAGAGUCACACUCCAGUCAUCCCUUACUCAGUUAUGGAGUUGAAUUGACCCACCUCUUCAGGACUUCCUCUUAGGUUAGUUGGCCCAGAGAGAAGGGAUUGGAUACAUUUUAAUAACUGUGCAAGAUUAGCUGGAUAAGUAACAUAUUGAUUGGUCCAGAGCAUAGUUCCUUUGUCUCCUGACAAAGGAAGACAAGUGUCUGACAAAUCCACAGCCACAGUCAUGGGUGUAACUCUCCUUUUAGGCAAGGGGUCUGGGAGCCACCUGGCAACCAAGGAAAUGAGUUGAGAAGUGGGAAACUCAAGCACUGUCCUCAGUGUUCCCUCCUCCUGCUGUCAGGUCCCUGGUAGGAUCUUGAUCUUCACAUAAGAAAAGCCACCAGCCAGGUGGGUGGUGCAUGCCUUAGCUCCACCUGCCCAAGAGGCCGAGGCAGGAGGAUCAUGACUUUGAGGUCAGCCUGGGCAACUUAGUGAGAUCCUGUCUCAAGAACAUUUUGAAAAGAGCACACCAGAAGUGAGAUUUCCUGGGCCAUAUUUCCUGGCAUUUAUCACAUAAAGCCACAGAAACUUUUCACAGUCCUGUGCCUGGUGGUGGCUGCUCUGUGGAUGGACAGUACUAAGGGUUUUAGGAUCAUCAUGAGAUGGAGCACAUCUAGAAGAGAGAAAGCCUGACCAUUUAAGAGGCCCAAGAAUCAACAAGGCCUAGACAAAUAGCAUGAAGGAGAAGACAGGCAGGAAGGGCAGGUGUGUCUAGUAAGAAUCUACCAUCACUAUGAAAAUCUGCAUCUAAUAUUAAAUGGGUCUAGAAGCAGCAGGUGUCCAGCAGGUGCCUCUGUGGUUUGCCUUCAUCCCCACUGGCCAGAAACCAGUUCACCUGCACAGGGGAUCAAGACACUGGUGCCACCUUCCUUGGAAAGAAGAGACACUUAAGGCUAAAACUAAGUUCACUGAUUCCCAAGGUAUCACUUUCCUGUUUAUUUUUCAUAUAACAUUAAGAAGAAUCUGAAGAAAGCAUUAGAAAAAGAAGAGUGCAUGUGAAGCACUGGAUUCUGAUAUCAGGAGAACAUAAGUGAUCUCAUCAAUGGCCUUGGGGACCUUCUGCACUCGACCUGGGGCCAUGUGUCCAUCACUUUCUGCCAUCCAAAUCAGGCAGCAUGUGCCCAUUCUUCUCCCCUGGUCAAUACUCUCUCAGCUUAGUUUCAGGUCCCUUUCAUCUCAUAAUUAGGUAUGAUCCAAACUGUGCAUAAUUAUACUUAAUGUUAUCUAAGGAAAUAGAUCCAAUCCUCCCAUCCAACUACCAAAAGCAAAUAAAAUAUUGCCUAAUAUAAUGUGUAUUUCUGUAAAAGUAAUCUGGGUUUUUUGGUUUUGGUUUUGGUUUUGGUUUUUGGCAAAACAUAGUUUUAAGAAUCCACUCAUCUAAAGUAUUUUACAUAUAGUUAGAGAUUUCACAAUAUUAACUAUGCAUAUAUUUAAAAUAUAAAGUAUCCAGCUGAUGUUUGUAGUAUUUUUCUGGCCACCUGAUAGUUCUGUUUUUUAAGCUAGGGAGUUGACUCAUUUAGCAAAAGAUGCCUAGCUUUUAUAAAAGGACAAGCAUUUCAUUUUAUAAAGACACUCCAACUGAUGGUUAUUUGAUUUUCUCAAGACCUUUAACUGUGGCGAUAAAAUAACAGGCCUUGCUUUCAAGCCUUAACAAACAUAAAAUGCCUUUUAAUAAAGAUAUAGCUGAGUGUUUUCCUCAUAACUCUGAACCAGUUAUAAAUAUGUUUCCCAGUCUUGAUUGGUAUUGACUGAUUUAAAUAAAGUUGGUUUAUUUUCAAAUAUUA
Messenger RNA from Sciurus carolinensis (gray squirrel), 5959 nucleotides. RefSeq names its product chloride intracellular channel 5 (gene Clic5). NCBI's taxonomy places the organism in Eukaryota, Metazoa, Chordata, Mammalia, Rodentia, Sciuridae. The record is from RefSeq and is a predicted model, not a curated record. The coding region runs from base 558 to 1316 and encodes 252 amino acids. The transcript is spliced from 6 exons.